Messenger RNA from Staurois parvus, 333 nucleotides. The record is from the annotation of a GenBank genome assembly. Lineage: Eukaryota; Metazoa; Chordata; Amphibia; Anura; Ranidae.
ACUGAUGGGUGACACUGAAAGGCAGCUCAGAUGGGCACUGAUAUGUGGCAUUGAUGUGCACUGGUAGGCACUGAUUUGUGGCAUUGAUGUGGCACUGGCAUGUGGCACUGUUCAGCACUGGCAGCGGGCACUGAUGGACACUGACAGAUGGCACUUCUGGGGCCACACUGAUCAUCAGGGCACACUGACCAUCAGUGCCCUGAUGAUCAGUGUAGAUGUCCCCUCUGCGGAAUCUCGUGAGGGGAGAAAUGCCAAUAACUGGCAUUUCCCUGUUUACAUGUGAUCAGCUGUGAUUGGACACAGCUGAUCACAUGACCCAGCCAACAUCUUCGG